Messenger RNA from Panicum virgatum (switchgrass), 4919 nucleotides. RefSeq names its product receptor-like serine/threonine-protein kinase SD1-8. The record is from RefSeq and is a predicted model, not a curated record. Gene Ontology annotation, biological process: protein phosphorylation; recognition of pollen. Gene Ontology annotation, molecular function: protein serine/threonine kinase activity; ATP binding. Lineage: Eukaryota; Viridiplantae; Streptophyta; Magnoliopsida; Poales; Poaceae. The transcript has 8 exons. The coding region runs from base 2004 to 4529 and encodes 841 amino acids.
CAAAUACCUGGCGCCGCCGCCCGCCGGCGGCUCCUCCGCCGCCCGUCGGCCGUCGCCAGCUGGCUCCAGGACCAGCGUCGCCAUGGCCGUCGUGCCGUGGCCCUGUCGCGUCUCCAUCUCCGUCGACGCGGGCCGCCCCGCUGCCCCUGACCUCGGCUACUUCGCUCCCCGUCCACCGUAUUUCCAGGUCGAGGUCAGGGGGGGCGCUCACGGCGCACCCCCCGCUCACGGCUGCUGCUGCUGCUGCUGCUGCGGAAACCGCACGCCGUGUGGAGGGAGUAGGGCGCGUGGCUGCAUCAGCGCGUCCCCCUCUCUUUUCGAAAUGGUGGGAUCUAUGGACAUGGUACCAGGAUUCUCCUGCGCCUCCUCGAAAAGAAAGGGGUUGCUUCCAAUGUCUAUCGGAUAUGUGAAGCUUUGAGUGACCCAUUCUUACGAAAUUCCGUAUCCUUGCGAGCGAAUUGAAGCUUUUGGAACUGAGGUUUGUCCCUGUCCUUAUCUCUCAGUUUACAAGUGGAAGGUCAUUUCGGUUGAACUGUAGGUGUUGAGAUCUUCCAUUUUGUACUGCUGUUCGUCAGAGUUUUCUGCGUGUGAAUUGUGUUUCGCAAAAAAAAAAAGGGCAUAUGUUUACCUUUUUUUAAUUGUAUGUUCCAAAGUCCAAACUCAAUGUGGGAAGUUAUUGCCAAAUUAUUACUUUGAAAUUGUGCAAACCUUGAUGUUGUUUACUGUUUGAAGUUUUAACUGCCGGCCCUCUGAUCUUGUAUCAACUGUCUCAAACUAGUCUAGUCAUUAUCAGGCAAAGCUUGUCCUACUCCUGUCAUGUGAUCAAAUCAAAGUGUGUUAUCUGGAAGCAUAUAUUUCUGGACACUAUAUUCUGCAAAGAACUUCCGACUGCAACUUCAUAACAGUACUCUCAUUGAAACAAGAGACAACAUAGGUCAGCGUAAUGGUGUUUUAUCAUCAAUCCAAAACUCACAUUGGCAAUGAUUCGGAUAGUAUGUUCACUUUAUUGUCGGGGGGACUCCUGUACAACUAGGCAUGGGCCAGGAAGCUCUGCAGAUAUCCUUGCUUAAAAGGCCCAAGUGAGUUCAUGAAAAAGGCGACUAUGCAGCUCUGGCCUCUGGUUGCCAUCUUGCAUUGCAGCAUCAAUAGUUUGGUUCUCCUGAUCUCCUCCAUGAAAUUCAUUCAUGUCAUUUGAAUCUUUGAAAAAUGAUUAAGCAAUUUAUGUUUUCCCAAUUACUUGUUCAGCUGUACUGUCAUACAUUCAUGCUUAUUGGGUACUGCUAUACAUACAUUUCCCUUUCAAUCUUCUGAUGCAAAUGCAUAGUAGAUCUCGCAGCCUGAAUCUUACAAACUAGGAGUAUUUAUUAAUUUUAAAAGGAUCAGACCACUCCAAAUUUAGUAAAGGAAUAUUGGCUCCUAGAUUUACUUCCACGAACAAAAUUUAGAGACAUAUGGAAGGCUUUCCCAUUCACAAAUUUUACGAGACAAAUUUUCAAGUGACCCCUACGAGGAGUGGCUUGUCAUUUGUUAUCUAGUGUGGAACUUGCAAUCCCAAUCAUUCUUUGUCUGUUAAGGUUAAUCAAUAGUUUAAAACAAAGGGGAUCAAUCAACACAACAUCAACAUCAACAAAGCCUUUUAAUCCCAAGCAAGUUGGGGUAGGCUAGAGUUGAAACCCAACAAAGACCAUUAUUCAUGGUUCUGGCACGUGAAUCGCGGCUUUCCAAGCACUUCUAUCCAAGGACAAAUCUCUAGGUAUACUCCAGUCUUUCAAGUCUCUUCUAAUUGUUUCUUCCCAUGUCAACUUCGGCCGGCUCCUGCCUCUCCUCAUAUUACCGUCGUGCUUUAGGAUUAGCGUUUCCAGCAAAAACACUGUCGUUUGGUAUGGCUGCUAAUUUUGGAAGAACUCAACCACUCUUUUGCUCCUUGGAGUCCAACUGUACAGGCAACCUUGCCCUCUGAUUGCUUUUAUAUCCUCACCUCCAUGAUCCCCUAAUCAUUUUCCAUGGCAAGUAUGAGGUCGAGGGUGCCAAUGCGUUCCAUUUCCCCCAUCUGUGCCACCCUUUUGUUUCUUUCUUGUUCAUUCAGCUCAAUGCAUCUUGGUGCAUCCAGCGAUGACCACCUUGUCCCUGGCAAGCCGCUCACACCAGGAAACACUCUUGUGUCCGACGAUGGCACCUUCACCCUGGGCUUCUUCUCCCUGUCCAAUUCCACAAAAAAGCAUUAUUAUGUUGGCAUAUGGUACAGCAACAUCCCGCAGCGUACUGUCGUCUGGGUUGCCAACCGUGUUGUGCCGAUUACUAAUCUUUCCUCUGCAAUGCUCGUCUUGACCAGUAGCACAAACAUUGUCAUGUCUGAGGGCAAUGGCCGCAUCCUUUGGAGGUCAAACAACAAAAUCAUGGUCAGGUCUCCACCUGCCACAACCAUCUCUGCAGAAGCCACACUAGAAAACACUGGAAACUUCAUCCUCCGGUCUAUGGGCAACAGUACCAUCCUAUGGCAGAGCUUCGACCACCCAGCUGAUACCCUCCUUCCUGGUAUGAACCUCAGGAUCAGCCACAAAAUGCAUCAGGUACAACACCUUAUUUCCUGGAAAGGCCCACAGGAUCCAUCCCCUGGACCCUUCUCCUAUGGCGCAGAUCCCAAUAGCUUCCUGCAGCGCUUCAUCUGGAACAGCACAAGACCGCACCAUCGAAGCCCAGUGUGGACUAGCUACUUCCUUCUUGGGAGCUACAUGGACAACCUUCAUCCUACAAUUUACAUGGCGGUACAUCGCGGAGAUGAUGAUGAGGUGUACAUGUCCUUUGGCACCCCGAUCGACUCCGUGUCUUUGUUGAUUAGGAUGGAGAUAAGCUACACAGGCAAGGCAAAUAUACUAAGCUGGAACAACAACAUGUCGGCAUGGACAGCCCUGUACACACAGCCUGCACAUGAGUGCAAUUUGUAUGCAUACUGUGGUCCAUACGGCUACUGUGACAACAGUGAAAUAAUCCCGACAUGCAAGUGUCUUGAUGGUUUCGAACCGAAUGAUGAAGAAGCCUGGAUCAAUGGCAGAUUUUUGGAGGGAUGUCACCGGAAGAAGGCACUAAGGUGUAGCGGUGGAGAUGAUUUCUUGACCUUGCCAGGCAUGAAGGUCCCUGACAAUUUCCUCUUCAUCGGAAACAAAAGUUUUGAUGAAUGCACGGAGGAAUGCCGUAGCAACUGCUCCUGCGUGGCAUAUGCUUAUGCCAACAUGAGCACCAGGGCAAUUGAUGGGGAUGACACGAGGUGCCUGAUAUGGACUGGGAUGUUGAUUGAUAUGGAGAAGUGCAGCGAAGGAGGGGAGAACCUAUAUAUUCGUACCAAAAAAAUAAGCGGUAGCAUGCUAACAACCAACAUCCUUGAAAUUGUACUGCCAGUUCUGGCAGCUUUGCUGGCACUCAUUUGCAUAGUGCUUGUUUGGAUCUGCUGGUUUAGAGGAAAACAAGGCAGCAAGGAAAUCUGUACUAUGCUGAUGCUAGGAGACAGAGGGAGUACUUAUGAACUUGCUGAUAGAAAAAUAGAUUUGCCAUUGAUUAGCUUCAGGGAAGUUGCCACGGCAACACAGAAUUUUUCUGAUUCAGCCAUACUUGGAAGAGGAGGAUUUGGCACUGUUUACAAGGGAACAUUGGGAGAUAAGGACAUUGCAGUGAAAAGGCUCUGUAAAGGUUCUGGUCAAGGGGUAGUGGAGUUCAAAAAUGAAGCAGCUCUGAUUACCAAGUUGCAACACAGAAACUUAGUUAAACUUCUAGGGUGCUGCAAUGAUAAAGAUGAGAAACUACUGAUCUAUGAAUACCUUCCUAACAAUAGUUUGGAUGCCUUCCUUUUCAAUGCUGCAAGAAAGUCAUUGCUUGACUGGCCCACAAGAUUCGAGAUAAUCAAAGGCAUAGCUAGAGGCCUUCUAUAUCUUCACCAAGAUUCAAGUCUGACAAUAAUUCAUAGAGAUCUCAAGGCAGGCAAUGUAUUGUUGGAUGCUGAAAUGAAGCCCAAGAUAUCUGAUUUUGGUACAGCUAGGAUCUUUGGUAUCGACGAACAACAAUCAAAUACCAACAGAGUCGUGGGAACUUAUGGUUACAUGUCGCCUGAAUAUGCACUAGAAGGCACCAUUUCUCUCAAAUCCGAUGUCUACAGCUUCGGUGUGUUGCUAUUGGAGGUUGUAAGUGGCUUGAAGAUCAGUGCGGCUGGCCCAGUCACAGGUGCACCGAACCUUAUAGCUCGUGCAUGGGGCUUGUGGAAGGAUGGAAACUUGCGUGAUUUGGUGGACUCAUCAAUUGUUGAGAGCUGUUCACUAGAUGAAGUUCUACGAUGUAUCCACAUCGGUCUCCUGUUGGUGCAAGACGACCCGAAUGCUCGUCCUCUUAUGUCAUGGGUGGUGUCAAGCUUGGAUAACAAUGACAUUGAGCUCCCACAGCCUAGUGAGCCUCUCUGCAUUGCAAGGAGAAACUACAGAACUGGUGAAGCAGGAGAAAGUUAUGUAAGUGACAUGAGCCUCGGAGCGCUGGAAGGGCGCUAAAGGCUCCUCACUUAUUUCCUCAAAAUUCAAAGACCCCCAAUAUAGAACAGAAACCGAUAUCUUUUCAAACAAAGGUAAUUCAUGGCAUCAUCGACAGCUCUCACUUAUUAGCUGCAAUUGAACAACUUGUCCAGGGAUCGAGCAGCUCAGCAAUGGAGACAUAGGCGUGGAUGUGAUCGGAGGAACUCUGCCUAUCUCGAUGCCAUAUAUACGUUCAUAGUUUCUCUAUCUACUCGGCUUGUUUGUUCUGAUCUCUCCAUCCAAAUAUUGUCAUUUCUGUUCUUCGCUGUACCGAACUACUACCAUCUAGGCAAAGCUUGCCAUCAGAUUGUAGCAUGGACUUGUUGAUUGUUCCAGUAAUGAAGCGAAAUUGUGAUCGUGGAACUGAAA